UAUAAAACUACUCUUGAGUUGGGUAAAUAUCACAAUUUUGCGGUGAUAACUAUGACAUAUAACAGCUGAUUCGUGACGUCACGGAUCUUAUAACCAAACUGAUAACUACACUCGCUUGAACGGAUUGGUAAAUACCAACCCAAAAUGGUAAAUACCAUUUCCAUUUGGUUAUCCGCUUGAAUUUGAUUAAUGAAACCCAUCACUUAAUAUGACACAGAACAUAAACUUUACCGCUCAGAUGAUUUGGUUAUAAGUAGACUAUAACCUCACUUUUCGAGGGCCGGUGCCAAGUAUUCGUUUUGUGGGUGCCAACAUGGCUUUCCUAAGGGUUAUUCCAAUUUUAUACGUAGCAUCUUGCUCGUUGGCUGUAGUCAAAGAGAACUUCAAAACAUGCGAACAAAGUAGUUUUUGCAGACGUUUGAGGGGUUUUAAAGCUGAAGUGAGCCCAUAUCAACUUGAUUUGACCGAUCUACUAGUCACAGACAAUGCUCUGGAGACCAAACUCAUAAACACUGAAACCAACUCUCACUUCAAGGUAUCCCUCUCUGCAGUGCAUGGUGAUAUUUUCCGUAUCCAAGUAGAUGAGGUAAUGGGGUUGUAUCCCCGUUAUAAUCCUCAGUAUGCAUUGAAUGGAGAGCCUCAGCCAGCAAAACUCAGAGUGGUUGACAAGUCCAAAGAACAUAUCACUGUUCAGUACUCUGAUAACAAGGCAACUUUGCAUGCCAAACCGUUCAAGGUAGAAUUUGUCAAGGAUGACAAUCUGGUAGCGGUUUUGAAUAGUAGAGGACUUUUCCACUUUGAGCAUUACAGAACAAGACCAACAGAAAGUGAGAAUGAAGUAGAACAUCAGAAAAUAGAAGAUCCAGGAGCAUGGGAGGAGAACUUCAAAUCUCACCAUGACAGCAAACCAAAAGGACCAUCUGGCAUAGCAGUGGACAUCACCUUCCCAGGAGCGAUGAGAGCAUAUGGACUGCCUGAGCAUGCUGAUAAGUUACCCUUGAGAACUACUAAUGGUGGGGAGCCAUAUAGGCUUUACAAUCUAGAUGUGUUUGAAUAUGAGGUUGACUCUCCCAUGGCAAUAUAUGGGGCAGUACCUGUGCUAUAUGCACAUUCACCAAAGCACACAGUAGGGUUCUUUUGGCAUAAUGCAGCUGAAACCUGGAUUGAUAUCACUAACAGUAAGGAUGAGAAUGUCAUGUCCUCAUUGGUGAAUUUGGUAUCUGGCUCAAAAGAAAGCAGCGUCAGUGCCCAUUUCAUAAGUGAAAGUGGAAUAAUGGAUAUGUUUGUUUUGAUGGGUCCCAAACCUAGGGAUGCUGUCAAACAAUAUGCUUCACUCACAGGUGUAGCUCCACUUCCUCAGUACUUCACACUAGCAUACCAUCAAUGCCGUUGGAACUACAAUGAUCAAGAUGAUGUCACCAGUGUAGUAGCAAACUUUGACAUCCAUGACAUGCCAGUAGACAUCAUGUGGUUGGACAUAGAGUACACAGAUGGCAAGAAGUACUUUACCUGGGAUCCAGUCAAGUUUCCUAACCCUGAUGAAAUGGUCAACAACUUGACCUCCACUGGCAGGAAGCUGGUGGUCAUUAUUGAUCCUCAUAUCAAAAGGGAAGCUGGGUACUUCUUGCAUGAGGAUGCUGUUGCUAACGAUUAUUACGUAAAGAAUAAGGAUGGCACAGUAUAUGAAGGAUGGUGUUGGCCCGGAUCAAGCAGCUACUUGGACUUUUACGAUCCAAAGGUGGUUGACUAUUAUAAAGGUCUGUACGCGUUCGACAAGUUCAAAGGCACUACGGAUGAUGUCUAUAUUUGGAAUGACAUGAAUGAACCAUCAGUGUUCAAUGGUCCUGAAAUUACAAUGCCCAAGGACUGCAUUCAUCAUGGCAAUUGGGAACACAGAGACAUACAUAAUGAAUAUGCUUUGUCUCACACUAUCGGUACGUUUAAAGGCCUUGUCGAGCGUUCCCCCACGCGUAGACCUUUCAUCCUAACACGAGGUCACUUUGCUGGAAGUCAGAGAUACACCGCGAUGUGGACUGGGGACAAUGCUGCCGAUUGGUCUCAUUUGGCCAUAAGUUACGCGAUGUGCGCCUCCGAAGCUCUUGGAGGCAUCAGUUUUUGUGGAGCUGAUAUUGGAGGGUUCUUCGGUAAUCCUGACAUGGAGCUUUUGCAGAGAUGGUACCAAGCUGCAGUAUGGCUUCCAUUCAUGAGAGCCCAUGCGCACAUUGACACUCGCCGCAGAGAGCCCUACCUAUUCUCAGAGGACGUGAAGAACAGGGUCAGAAUUGCCCUGAGGCUAAGAUACGCUCACCUGCCUCUUUGGUACACGUUAUUCUACGAACAUGAAACAACUGGUGAACCUGUUAUCAGGCCAUUGUUUUACGAAUUUCCCGAGGAAGCAGAAGUUUUGGAUAUCGAUAAUGAGAUCCUCGUCGGCAAUGCGGUUUUAGCCAGAAUGAUCGCUGAACCAGGCGUGUCCACCAUCAGCGUGUAUCUACCAGGAGGUCCUACAGAACAGUGGUAUGACAUUGAAGACUUCAAGAUGUACCAGGGUGGCACCCACAAUAUCCCAGUUUCAUUGGAUAAAAUUGUUGCCUUCUACAGGGGUGGUAACAUAAUAGCAAGGAAAGACCGUCCCAGAAGAUCUUCGUCUUUGAUGCACAAUGACCCUUUUACCCUUUAUGUGGCACUAGACAACAAACAGACAGCUUCGGGGACACUUUUUGUCGAUGACCAUGCCAGUUUUGAGUACAGGGCAAAGAAGUACCUGUAUCUCCACUUGGAAUAUGCUGACAACACUCUUACCAGCAAUUUGAUUGAUAAAACUGAUUAUCCUACCAAAGAAUGGGUAGAGAGAGUUGUUAUCUUCAAACCGCCACCUGGUGUCAAAGCAGCGACACUCACCAGCAAAACUUUGGGAACCGUCGACUUGGAAGUGGCAUAUACUAGGGAACAUAAAGCGUUAGUCAUCAGAAAACCUGGUGUUAAUAUUAGGGAACCAUUUAGUAUUAAAUUGUAUUAGAAAAUGUUGUAUGUGUUUCAAAACACUAGCCAUUUGUUCUAGAGUUAUUUACGUUUACAAUGUUUUUUUGUGAUUCUAUAGACUUGAAGGCCCUUUGAGAAUGACUGAGAGUGUGGCAGGGUUAGGUAAUAUAUUUUUUCCUCAUUUGACGUUUUAACUUAACAAGAGCUUGUAACUAUACCUAAAAGAAAACCAAUACCUCACGACUUUUCAGGUAAUACAGGUUUAAAUUGAAGAUAAAGACGAUACAUCAAUGUUUCUGAAAGAUUUUAAUAUAUUAAUGUUUACCAUCGAUCGUCAUUUUCAUAUACCAUUGAUAUAUAAAUGGGCAUAUAUUUGAAGUUUUUGGUACUAAUAUUACAACCGUUCAAAACCUUAUUAUACCAUCAACAAAAUUAUUCAAUUGGUUUAUUUCAAAUGGUAUAUUUCCUAAUAUUUUCAAACAGUCGAAAGUUAUCCCCCUCUUUAAACAAAUAGAUCUUUCAAAUUAUAGACCUAUCUCACUUAUACUCCUACUUGCUAAGAUACUUGACAUUAAUUAUCUAUUUUUUUUUAUCGGGCUUUUGUGUCCAACAUUCUUGGACAAAAAUUGGCGUAUUACACGUUCCAUAAUAGUAGCAUUAGGCUCUUGUCAUCUUAUUUGAGCAACAGACAGCAGCUUUUAACCUUCAACAACACUACCCCCAGCACAAUUACAGUUUCAUGUGCCAUCCCAUAGGGUUCUGUGCUGGAUCCACUUUUAUUCUUAAUACAGAUAAAUGACCUUCCUAUUUGUAGUACAAAAAAAAAACCUUAUACUGUUGGCCGAUAACACAACAAUGGUCUGUAGUAGCAAAUCCAUUGGUCUACUUUUCUCUGUGAUAUUGAGUAUAUAAUAAAUUGGUUUUUAGCGAAUAAACUGACACUUAAUGCUUCAAAGACACAGUCCAUGGUAAUAAGUUUGUCUCACCAUAACGUCAAUACCAUAGAAACAGUAAAAUGUUUGGCUGUAUUGAUUGGGAGGAACAUGUAAACAGUAUUCUCAGGGAACUCUAUCCUAGACCAUUUUUUUAAUUAGGAAUCUGAAAACCUGUGUUUCUGGUGAUACGUUGCUAACCACAUAUUAUGGAUAUUUCCACUUAAGAAUGUCAUAUGCAUUCUUGAACUGGGGUCACUCUGUGCAUAUGCCUAAAGUAUUUGCAUUACGAAAGCGCUGCAUAAGUCAUCGCACGUCUGAGUUAUAUGCAGCCAUGUAGGGAGGCAUUUAUCAACCUAAAGAUACUUACUCUUCCAUCUCUAUAUAUAUUUAUCUGCUUAUGUUACCUACAGAGCAAUUUGGAUCUAAACAAAACGCACAGUGUACAUAGUCUACAAAUAACUAGAAACAGUUCUUACAACUAUGGAAUCCUUUUUUAUAAUGUUCAUCCUAAGCUUCUUAGGAUGGUUGGCCCCGGCUCGUUUAAGCAUAGAAUUAAAGGCGUACCUUAUCAAGAAAGCUUUUUAUACCAUAUCAAAGUUAUUUUCGAUAAUUACUAGGUCAUAGCUCAUGUUUCAUAGUUUAAAAAACCAUCAAUGUUUUGAUACAUCAAAGUUUAUCUUUACAAUGUUUGCAUCCCUUCUUUGAAAACUUGAAUCUGUCAGGGUCAAGUGUUGAAAAAAAAAAUACAAAAGGGCUUUUACAUAAAUGAUUUGUCAAAUACAUACAUAAAAUUGAAAGUUGAAAAAAUGAGAGUUCGAGUUUUGAACUGGUUGCUUCUCAAAAAAUUGGCAAAAACGUUUCCUGGCAGGUAGUGACUCCAACUUAAAUUCAAAAUAUUCGCUUCGGAACUGCAUCAAACAAGUACACACUCUGCAAGCCGUAGAUUCUCCAUGCCUGAGGCAGUUUAGAAACAGAUAAUGUUACUUUUUUGUAAAGUCAAUUUUACUUUGAUCCACCCGACGAGAUCGACGACUACCGUUCGAGCUGUUCGUUAAAUAAACUUGCGAAGUUAAGUUCACUGGACUACAAAUUUUAAUCUGCCCCAUGAUACAGACUAUUCGCGUUCGAGCUGCUGACAAAUAAACUUGCAAAUUUCGUCGGACUAUAUUCUGUAAUCUGCCCGAAAUGCAAAUUUCACCGAGCUAUCUUUUAAUUCGACCGACGAUAUCGACUAUUUCCAUUCGUGGUGUUUGCAGAAUGCUAGUUUCUCCUGACUUUAUUCUUUACUCAGCCCAACGACAUCGAAAUCUCCCAUUCGAGGUAACAAAUAAAUUUGUUUUUUUUUUUUUUUAGUUUGUACAUGAUGGAGUGAUUAUCCGUGUUACUAUACAAAAAUAGCGUCGGUCAUAUUUCUUGUCAGGAAGUAUCCUCUUCAAUAGUAACUCUAGUUCCUAAUAACAUGUCACGUGCUGCAAGUAUUUUCAAAUUUGGGUAAUUUCCACCUUGACCAUUGCAUUUUUCGCGUAACUCUAGUUCCUAAUAGCAUAAGACGUUGGGCAAAUAUUUUCAAACUUGGGUAUUUUCCACCUUGACAAAUGCAUUUUUAGCGUCUGAUAUUUGCAUCCGUUUUUUGAAGGUUUACCACGGCUGGUGUAAUGAUAAUGACGUAUCCGAUAUGUGUAUAUUGAAGGAGAACUCAAUCAAAUCCUUUGUAAAGGGUGUCCCAAAAUUAACGCAAGAUUUGAAUUAAAUAGAAAAUGCCAUUUUUAGUCUUUUAAUAGUUAUAUUUUUAUUGACUCAUAAAGUACAUAGGAUAGGGUUAUGUAUGGAAUAACACAUCGGACAAAUGGCCUCCACGGCUUUGCAUGCACAUGCGCACUCUUUUGUCGAAAUUUUCCAUGACCC
Acanthoscelides obtectus is the source of this 5822-nucleotide messenger RNA. The record is from the annotation of a GenBank genome assembly. Lineage: Eukaryota; Metazoa; Arthropoda; Insecta; Coleoptera; Chrysomelidae.